Molecule: messenger RNA, 2501 nt
Organism: Pelagomonas calceolata
Lineage: Eukaryota; Pelagophyceae; Pelagomonadales; Pelagomonadaceae
Source: the annotation of a GenBank genome assembly
CGCAAAUUCCCCCAGCUCCAGCUCUGCAGCGGCUCAUCCGCGGCGCAAAACGUGCGAAUUGCCAAGCCUACCUGAGCAGCGCUCCGAGCGGCGCGCAGCGUGACGCGUGGCCUACCUUCGGGCCCAGCCAGAGACACCACACGAAGCACAGAGGUUCGGGACGCGCGACAGCGCCGGGGUCAACCUACGAAUACCCAACAGCGCCUCCAGCACCAUGGCCGCGCCGCCCUCCUACGAGGAACACCUCACGCGACGCUGGGCGCUCGAGGCCUGCGCCGACGACCCGGCGAUGCAGGCGGCCUUCCGCGCGGCCGGCGCGCGCGACGGCUGGGUCGCCGGGUUAUCGGUACGGGCCUACUGCGAAAGGGAAGGUCUCAUGCAGACCGCCACCUCCCAAAGGGGUGUCCCGAAGCAGGCCCUCGCGAGGGCCUGGGCUUUAGCGGAUGCGAAUAGGGACGCGCGCGGGCUGCGCUUCGAAGAAUUUUGCGUCUUCAUGCACCUGCUGGCCGUCGUUUCGGCCGGUGGUGAGCUGCCCCGGUCCCUACCGAGCGACCUGGCGCCGCCGCCCCCGAAGCCGCCGACGCCGACGGGCGACGAGGCCUUAGCGCGGUCCCUCCAGCGGUCUUUUGACGACGAACGACCGCCGACGCUCCAGCCCGUGACGCUGCCGGAACAGCGACCAACGCUCCAGGCCGUGACCCUGCCGGACGGUUCGUCCCUAGCACCGGCGCAGCUGCGGAGUCUGCUACUGAGCCAAGGUGGCGUCCUCGAGAUCGGCCGCGUCCUCUACGCGUGCGACGAGGCUCUCGAGAACGAGCGGUGGCGGGCCGGGGGCGCGGGCUUCAGUGCACAACACCUCCUCGAAAACGAAGGAGCGUGGAGCAGCGAGGACGGCUCGUUAGUCGGUCCGGACCGCGAUUCGAUCGCACCCCCUCGCGAUGCAACAGUGUGGUCCCUCGAGGCGCCGUGGCACGCCCACGUCGACGUGCGAAGUGGCGCGACGGACAGACGGGGCUGGGCUUAUUGUAGGAGCCUCCCCAAUGGCUCUGAAGAGACGUCAGAAGGUUCGUCGGGCACGCCCUUCGCCGGCGCCGUGGCGAGAAGAAGACGGUGGCUCCGCGUCUAUUCGCGGGAUCUGGCGCCGCCGCGCAUCACGGUGCAUGCGGUACCGGUCCCGUCGCCCGCCAAGCGGCCUACACCACCAUUUCUACUGCGGCUGCAGGACGGCUGGCGGAGCGGCUUGGACGAAGUGCAGCGGAGAUUAAGCAGAGAGAAGACGACGGCUCCAGAACCGCCGUCCGACGUUCCCUUCGCCGAGCGCUGGGCCAAGGCUACGCGGUGCAAGGCCUCGCUCGACGCCUUUGUCAGGAACUUCGGCAAGCACGAGACGGCCACGACGUCGGACGACGCGCGCGCGGCGCGCGUCAAGCGGUUCCUGGCCCACGCCGAACGCUUGUUACGAGCUCAGCCGGGCUGGGCGACGCAAGAUCCCGAAAUUUUUGAAGUGGAGACGCUGGAUAGGGUCGUCUCCAAACUAUUCCGUAAAUUAGAAGAAGCGGGCUUUCGCCUCAUCACGGAGUGCGACGCCGAUGAUUCAAUUUUUGAAAAGCGCGUCGACGCGCUGGCUUUUUUGACCUGUAUUGAAAUAGACGCGCCGGACGUCGAGGCGCUGGCGCCGUUCUCGGACGCGCUCAUAGCGUUAAAAGAAGUGCCUCUGGCGGAGACGCCGCUGCGAGCGGUCUCCAAGAUCCGCGAGGCCGUCGAUGCGUUGUUUGCUUGUCUGAGAUUGCUCAACGACGGCAAGGGCAAGCCGCCGUCGACGGACGACUUGUUACCUCUGGUCAUUCUGGCGACGUUACGAGCGAGACCCCAGAAGCUGCCGUCUUCCCUUAGAAGAAUAGAGUACUACGUCGGCGACCAUAGGAUGCGCGGCGAGGCCGGGUUUUUACUGACGCAGCUCUCGGCCGCGGCGGCGUUCCUGGCGUCGUGUGACGCGUCGCAGCUGAAGGGUGUGAAUGAGGAGGUUUUUGCGAAGGCGGUCGGCGUCGAGGCGACGCCAGAGCCGGCGGCCUCGCCGCCGCCGACGCCCGAGGACCCGCGCUGGCCUCGAGCGCCGGCGACGCCCGCCCGGACCGAGGAGGUCGCCUCGGACGUGGCCGAGCUGCGCCUCUCGGAGACGUCGGCGGCGCUGCGGACGGAGUUCAGCUUUGCGCCUGCCGCGGAGCCGACGGCCGAGCCUCCUUCGGCGCCUGCUGCGGCGCCCCCAGCGCCGGCGGACCAGCCACCCGAACCUCCGGCAUCUCCGAAGCGGAGCUACGAGGAGGUCAACGGCCCGAUGCCGACGGGCCCGGUCAUCGACGCAAACGGGCUGGCCCAGCAGGUCCGCGAGGAACCCGACGAGCCGCUCCGGGGCAGCCUCUUGGACCCCGAGAGUCUGCGGGAACUCGCCGAGGGGCUCGCGGCGCCCGACGAGGCGCCUCCCAGUGUUGUUAACAAUUAAA